GACCAUGAGAAGCAGUAUGUCGGCUUUGCCACUCUGCCAAACCAGGUCCACCGGAAAUCUGUGAAGAAGGGUUUCGACUUCACCCUGAUGGUUGCAGGAGAGUCGGGUCUGGGCAAAUCCACGCUGGUGAAUAGCCUGUUCCUGACAGACCUCUACAAAGACAGAAAGCUCCUCAAUGCAGAGGAGAGAAUCAACCAGACGGUGGAGAUCGUCAAGCACACGGUGGACAUUGAGGAGAAGGGUGUCAAGCUGAAGCUGACCAUAGUGGACACACCAGGCUUUGGAGAUGCUGUUAACAACACUGAAUGCUGGAAGCCCAUCACCGACUACAUUGACCAGCAGUUUGAGCAGUAUUUCCGUGAUGAGAGUGGCCUGAACCGCAAGAACAUCCAGGACAACCGCGUGCAUUGCUGCCUCUACUUCAUCUCGCCCUUCGGGCACGGGCUGAGACCUGUGGAUGUUGAGUUCAUGAAGGCUCUGCAUGAGAAGGUCAACAUUGUGCCCCUGAUUGCCAAAGCUGACUGCCUGAUCCCCUCUGAGAUCCGGAAGCUAAAAGAGAGGAUCCGGGAAGAAAUUGACAAAUUUGGCAUUAAAGUGUACCAGUUUCCUGAGUGUGACUCAGAUGAAGAUGAGGAGUUCAAACAGCAAGACAGAGAGCUGAAGGAGAGUGCUCCCUUCGCCGUCAUCGGCAGUAACACUGUGGUGGAGGCGAAAGGCCAGCGAGUCCGUGGACGGCUCUACCCUUGGGGCAUUGUGGAAGUGGAAAACCAGGCACACUGCGACUUUGUGAAGCUGCGGAACAUGCUGAUCCGGACACACAUGCAUGACCUGAAGGACGUCACUUGCGAUGUCCACUAUGAGAACUACCGAGCUCAGUGCAUCCAGCAAAUGACCAGCAAGCUGACUCAGGACAACAGGAUAGAAAGCCCGAUUCCUAUCCUGCCUCUCCCAACACCAGACACUGAGACAGAGAAGCUGAUCAAAAUGAAGGAUGAGGAGUUACGGCGGAUGCAAGAGAUGCUGCAGAAGAUGCAGCAGCAGAUGCAGGAUCAAUGAAAGGCAGGCACUCGGAGGGCAGAGGGAAUCCCCCAGUGACCAUCUGAGGCCUGGCAAGAGCUGUGGACGUUUAGAAAAGGUUUUCUGUUGUAUAGAGACUUGUGGGCAAGAGCUGCACCCGCACCCUCUAAUUUAUUAGCAGCAGUGCUGGCUUUGCGGUCAGCUGGAUUGUGGAGAAGGCUGUUCACUUAACAGUUUACUGAUGUGUAUUUCUUUUUUAAUAAUUGUUCAUUCUUUUCUUCUUUUUCUUACUUUUUUUUUUUUUUUUUUUUUUUUUUUUUAAAGAAAAUAGCCUGGGAAGUCUCUAAGACAUCCUAAAAAA
Molecule: messenger RNA, 1378 nt
Organism: Nestor notabilis (Kea)
Lineage: Eukaryota; Metazoa; Chordata; Aves; Psittaciformes; Psittacidae
Gene: SEPTIN5
Product: septin 5
Exons: 10
Coding region: 88-1056 (322 amino acids)
Biological process (GO): cytoskeleton-dependent cytokinesis; regulation of exocytosis
Cellular component (GO): cell division site; synaptic vesicle; septin ring
Molecular function (GO): GTP binding; GTPase activity; molecular adaptor activity
Source: RefSeq, a predicted model, not a curated record